Molecule: messenger RNA, 2593 nt
Organism: Rhipicephalus sanguineus (brown dog tick)
Lineage: Eukaryota; Metazoa; Arthropoda; Arachnida; Ixodida; Ixodidae
Product: zinc finger Ran-binding domain-containing protein 2
Exons: 6
Coding region: 163-903 (246 amino acids)
Biological process (GO): RNA processing
Molecular function (GO): RNA binding; lipopolysaccharide binding
Source: RefSeq, a predicted model, not a curated record
CUUCUCUAGUAUUUUGAAGUGUUGCCGCAGCCGCAGGCUCACAGCAGUCGCAGCAGUCUUCUCGUUUCGGCAACAUUUAAAUGCAAGUUAAGUGUAGCCACCAGCGUGGAUACCAAUUUUAAGUUAUUCUGCAAAGAAUAUUGAAGGCAGCUUGUGAACAUCAUGCGUAGCGACGAUGACAGAUACGGUGACAAGCCUCGGUCGUCAAGCCACUCGAAAAAGUUCCGCAUGAACGAAGGAGAUUGGCUCUGCGCUGAUCCGCAGUGUGGCAACGUCAACUUUGCACGCAGGACCAGCUGUAAUCGAUGUGGCAAAGAGAAAUUGGAGCUGGCAUCUAAGCGACAGCUGGGUCAUGAGAUUGGCAAGGCGGCGGCCGAGAAAAGUCGUGGUCUGUUCAGUGCUGACGACUGGCAGUGUGGCCGCUGUGGAAAUGUCAAUUGGGCUCGUCGCCAAUCAUGCAACAUGUGCAAUGCUCCGAAGUUUGGCGAGGUGGAGGAGCGCACAGGCCUCGGAGGCGGCUACAACGAGCGUGAAAAUGUGGAGUACGUGGAACGGGAGGAAUCAGAUGGCGAGUACGAUGACUUUGGCCGCCGUAAAAAGCGGGCUCGAAGAGAGGACCAUGCAGCAAGUCUUCAUUCUCGACAGUCAGAAAGGGAAGGUGGAGAAAGGAACAAUAAAGAUGGUGGUGGUGAUGAUGAUGAUGAGGAGGAGGACGAGGAUGGCGAUGAUGAUGGUGAUCUUUCCAAGUAUGACCUGAGUGGCUGGGAUUCUCCUUCCAGCCCUGGGUCCAGUGGCAAGCCAGAAGAGGAGCAGCCGCAGGAGGAAAAGGCUAAAGGAGCGUCCAGGUCCAGGUUUGCUGGGAGACAUGCAGCUGUUUCAUGCCUGAGUGGCCUUUUUGCAUGACAUGAGCAAGCCAUUUUGGUGUAGUGUAAAGGCACACAGUGGGGUGGCUGGUACUAUUGAGAUCUGCUGAAACAUGUUUCAUUUUAACACAAGCGCAACACAUGUGCUCUUAGUGGUGGCGCAUGUCUGUCAUUUUCCACAAUGAAAAGCAAGAUAUAGCUUGACAUGCAUGCUUCAGCAAACGCGUGAAGCACAAGGGGGUCAUUCCACACCAAGUGUCCCAGCCAGUUUGGCGACCGUCUCACUUGUGUUAGAAAAAAGUUGCGCUUAUUUGCUGCACUGGAAACAGUGGUUUGCUAGAAUAUUUUGGACAGAAAAAAAAUUUUGAUCACGUGGGAGUCUUCUGAAUUUUACGAAAUGUCAUCCGAGUGUUGUUUGUCAGAGAAUUUAUUCUGAGAAAAUUAUUUUACGUGUCGAUACCAAAUUUAGUUUACAUAUUAAGCAAAAAUGCUUGUUUAUCUUCUCUGGAGCUCAAUAAGAUUAUUGCAGUUUUUCUGCUAUAUGCAUACUUCAAAAGGCGCAAAAAGACUACUACAAAAGAAAAACGGAAAACAGGACAAAGCACUCCUGACAUAGUUUGAAUUGAACAACAGCGCUGGUGUCGUUCGUUCUCUCUUCGUCCUUGUUUUACGUGCUGUCAUUCACUUCAAACUAUUGAACACCAACUAGCCCAACGUCUUACCCUUUUGCACUCCUAACAACUAGCAUUUUUAUUCACAGAACACAUAAUUCUAAAAUGCAUAACCCUGAUAACCCUCACCAUGACGACCAAAAACUAUCACCUAAAACGAAAAUCAUCAUACCGGCAUGGGUCGUUUGAGGAACACAAUCUCGGUUACUUGUAAACUAAUCGAAGGCUGGCUGAUGCACCUAGAACCUUCCUUUCUUCCGUAAUCUUCCUACGAGUUUUUCCAUAGUGCAUGUAAGCCACCGUCGCCCUUCCAAACGGGCCGGCAUCUGCGUUCAUUGCCAUCCUUGCAGUGCAUGGCCAGGUGCAUGAAAAGCCUUCCAAUCAAACAGCUGUUAUGCUCCCAUAAGCGUGUAUUCAGGCUGUUGAGGGCUGUGUGGCUUAAGAAGAACUGAAAGCUGGGCCAGUUGGUGAUAAUACCUGAACAUGUUUAACUUAGCGCAACGACGACGACGUUUGUCUCCUCUUCUCUGGUGUCCUCGUCGUCGUUGCGCGAAGUUAAACAUGUUCAAGUGUGUGGCUUAAGUGGCGACCAAUGCCGAUCCGCACAUAACGACAACCACACAUGCUGGUUCCCAUCAACCGAAAGCCCUUUUAUUGUUACACGACACACCACGACCUUGAAGAGCACAUGGACAGUAUGCGACAUUUGUUGCAGCUCACACAAUAGUAGACACAUAAGUUAGCAGUCCACUUGUGAGGGAUCGCUACAUUCCCCCUUCUCAGCCUGAAAGGCAUGGGGAGAUAUAAGUCCAGCCUUUUGGGCUCCUUGGCAAUUCUGCCAGACCAGCUACAGUGAGUCAGUUGAUCUAUCGGCUCUUUUGGUUGAGGCAAGGCCAUUGAUCCUGCAUCAGUGCCAUCCCAUCCUCGUUGCCAGUGUAAUACAGUCAAACCCCUCAAUAACGAAAUAGCUGGGGAAGUGUUUUAGAGUGCAGCUAUUAUGCGCCUGUUCAUGCAUUGAGCAGCGUCGCCGUUAUUGGCAUAGGCGUGCGCACAAGGGGG